Molecule: messenger RNA, 993 nt
Organism: Microbotryum saponariae
Lineage: Eukaryota; Fungi; Basidiomycota; Microbotryomycetes; Microbotryales; Microbotryaceae
Source: the annotation of a GenBank genome assembly
AUGGCUCCGAGCAAAGAGACUAUCGAGCCUGCAGACUUUGUCAAGCUUGGUGAGGUUCGACCGAACCACCACCACCACCACCACCACCACCACCACCCCUCACCGACUCGACCCUUGGCGCCAAAGCUAACCUGUACCAUGUUUCUCUCCAGGUGGCGAAGUCGUCCUUGAGGAAGGUCGCAAUAGGUUGCCACGGUAUCGCUGUCGGGUGUGCCCGCGGCUCUUGGAGCGGCGUUGGAGCAAAUCGCAGUUCCAGCGACAUCUCACCUCGCGCGCACACCACAAGAAUCUGCAAUUCGCUACAAAAUUCAGCGACGUCCCAGCCGCCUCGCCGAGCACGCUGCCGUCGUCGCCGUACCGCAUGGUUACGCCUGUGUCGUCGAGGGGGUCGGUCGGCCCUGCUCUUCCUCCCUCGGUGCGAACCUCGCCGACGCGCAGUGACCUCAGAUCGCCCGUAAGGGUAGCUGAUGCAACAGAAGACGUUCGAGCCGAUCUGGCGCUCCGUGGCCUGCCGACGACCGAUGAGUUUGUGUCAAUCUCGACCGUGAGUCCGGACCGACACUUCCCUCUCCCCCCGCCUCGUUUCUUUUCUCCUCUGCCAUCCACCCCCUCCAAUGCCCCGUCCCAAACCCGCUCACACGUGCACUCCAUCGUGAGCCUUUAUCGCUGACAUUGACAUUGUCCCCGAGACAGAACUUGCGCCUCUCAGCCAUGGUCGACGACCCAUUCCGCAUGGCCCUCGAAGUCUUCAUGGCCCGCGUGGUAAGGUCGGCUGGAAAAGAUGCCAACACGACCUCGGGUACUAUGUCGAGCGGAGGAGAAAAGGCCAAGCUCAGGGUGAGGCGCAGUCAAGCAGAUCGUUCUGGGCUGGCUCCGGUUCGGUCCGAGAUGAGCAGGUGCGAUGCGAGGUGGCCCACACGGACGCCCGGAUCGCAAUCAGUGGAGGCUCGACGCCGGCCGAUACUCGACGCGUCUCCAUGUUCGAUCCGCUGA